AUGGGCAGUUCACAGAUUUCUAUCAAUGAUCUUCCACAUGAAUUAUUAUCCGAAAUCUUUCAAUUCAUUCGACCUAUUUCAUUACUUCUUCGUGUUUCAACUACUUGUCGUUCGUGGCAUCAGAUCAUCAACAAUGAAUGGUUUCUCAAUAAAUAUUUUGUAAAUGGUCUCAAUCGAGAUCAACUCAUCGGAUGGUGGAAGUUCGAUGAUGUUAAUAAUAUUGGACACGAUUCCAGUGGUGUUCUCGUUGAUCAGUAUACGUUAAUCGGUCAACCAACAAUCGAAGAUUGUUUUCUCGGCAAAUGUGCUGUGUUCGAUGGUCAAUGUUCUAUUGAUUUUCCUGUUCAAGAUAAAGUUCAGUAUCAAACGACAACUUAUUCAGUUUCCAUUUGGUUUUGGGCGGAUUCAAAAGCAUGGAACACAAAUCAACAAGAAGGAGGAUGGCGAACAGCGAUUGGCUGUUGGAAUGAUCAAUAUCGUGUUAAUCAUGCUUGGCUUCAUCUUGGUUUUCAUGUCAAUACCAAUAUUCAUAAUCAAGUUAUGAUUUCAUCAGCGAAAUAUGCAUUUGGAUGUGAACAUCGACAAAAGACAGAGCCUCAUCGAUGGUAUCAUGUUGUUGCUCGAGUCAAUCGAAAUCUCCAAGAUCUUUGGGUCAAUGGACAACAGGUGAGCAGUGUAGACAUGACUAACAUGGAGAAUCGAACAGAAAUACGAGAACCUUAUCAUCAACGUUGGAAUUCUUCACAAUGGCACGAACAAACCAUCCAUUUGCCAAAUAUUUUGUACAUUGGAACAAAGAAUAAUCAACAUCAUAAUCCAUGGAUCGGUCAAAUUGCUGAUCUAUCUGUUUGGACACGAUGGUUACAACCAUUUGAAAUUCGUGCUUUGUAUCAACAACAAACAUCGAUUGAUAAAGUCAAAUUAGGAACAUUUGUCUUUAACAAAUAA
This is a messenger RNA of Adineta ricciae, 948 nucleotides long. Lineage: Eukaryota; Metazoa; Rotifera; Eurotatoria; Adinetida; Adinetidae. The record is from the annotation of a GenBank genome assembly.